Messenger RNA from Symbiodinium sp. CCMP2592, 5025 nucleotides. The record is from the annotation of a GenBank genome assembly. NCBI's taxonomy places the organism in Eukaryota, Dinophyceae, Suessiales, Symbiodiniaceae.
AUGCAGAGAUGCAUCAACAUUUGGUUUGGUGGCAUCGAAGCUUUUGAACAGCAAGUCCAAGGCGACUUAUACAACUUGCUGGUGGAUCAGCUUUCCAAUCACAUGGUGUCAUACUGGCGUUUAGCCGAGGCUUCUCCGGUAUUCCUUUGGUUUCAUCUUGACAUUGCGGCUAACCAGCUGUGGCAUUUUAAGGCAACCUAUCAGCUUCUCUUGGGCCUGUCUCACUGGCUCGGGCUGGUUCCCAUCCUCGUCCGCGUCAUGUUUCGCCUGGCAUGGGCUAUGCAGACAAAGUGUGCCUGGCGACUGCUGGACUAUGUCAAGUCCUUGCUCCUCCUACUGCCAGGGGUCUUCAUCUUCGGUAACAACCAGAAAGAUGAAUACUACUGGGAACUUGAGCUUGUCAUCGACAGUGACAGGGACAUCUUCCUGGAUGUGUACGCAGACUGGUGCGGUCCAUGCGUGGAGGAGAGGGAUGGCUUCAGCCCCGUGCAGCUGCCCCCGGGCUCUAGCCACGAUGCAGCGGACUGGGACUCAGACGGCGACAUCGACAUUCUGGUGGGAGAUGCUGCCGGCACCCUGCGCUUUUUCGAGAACCUCGGAUCAGGGCUUCUGACCGAACGGAUCGGCUUGCAAAGACACGCAGUGCCACGGCUAGUCGACUGGGAUGGGGACGGAGAUCUUGAUCUCCUUGUGGGUGCAGACGAUGGACAGGUGCACUUCUACAGCCGGCUCAGCGAGCAUUCCCUGCACUACCAGGGACCUGUGUUUGCAAAGCUCUCCGAGCCCCACGGUUUCAGUGCCGUCGACUGGGACGGGGACGGGGACCUGGAUAUCAUCUCCUGCGGGGAGGACCCGCGAGCGAAGCUUCGCUUCUUCGAGCGUGUGGAGACGGGGGAGCUCAAGGAAAUGACGGGCACAUUGAAUCCAUUCGCAGGGUUUCGUGUGCCCGUGCAACGGGAGCCCUGUCACAUCUAUGCUGCCGACUGGGAUGGAGACGGUGAUGCAGACUUCCUGUACGUCGGUCAGAACCUCCGGUACUUCACGCGGACCGCACGGGGGACGCUGGUUCAGCGCGAGCGACACCUAAACCCGUUCUACGACCUCCAGAGGAAGGAGAUCGAUUUGCAGACCUUGAGUUUGGUGGACUGGAACCGUGACGGCGACUUAGACAUCAUUGCUGGCCCCGUCGCAUCGAACUCCAGCCUCCGCUUCUUCGCACGCGAGCGUGUGCGGCUGGUGGCCGAGGCUGAGUCUGUGGGACCCGAAGGCAGUGCGGAGAAAGACAACGCGACAAACUACUACGUACCAUGUGCGGUGGACUGGGACGGAGAUGGUGAUACUGAUCUGCUGGUUGGAUGUAGCAAUGGCACAGUUGCCUACUACGAGCGAACACCUCAAGGACUUCAACAGCGCCUUGGGUCCGCAAAUCCCUUCGACGGCAUGUCGGUGGAUCUAAUCGCCGUGCCCCGCGCUGCGGACUGGGAUGGGGACGGUGACACGGAUCUUCUCUUGUCGGGCUUCCACACAGCGGAUGGCGGAUACGACGGCUCAGUGCGCUACUUCGAGCGCAUGGAGGAUGGAAGCCUUCAGGAACGAGUUGGACAAGACAAUCCUUUCCGCAGCUUCGUUCCGGAUGGUGAGAUGGUGGUGGUGCCAAGAGCUGUGGAUUGGGACUCCGAUGGUGACUUGGAUCUCCUCGUCGCAGGUGCUGCGGGGCAGGUUCGGUACUUCGAGCGCUUGGCGGAUGGGUCGCUGCAGGAACACCUUGGCGCUGAGAGCCCCUUCCACGGCUUGGAGGUUGGCCCCGGUGCACUGGAGGUCACAGACUUUGACGGAGAUGGAGCGCUGGAUCUUUUGAUCGGGACCAGCCGUGGGCGCGUGCGCUUCUUCAAGCAAUUGGCAAACCAGUCCUUCUCAGAACUAACAGGAUCUUCAAACCCUCUGGCGGGCGUCAGGGCGCGCUUCGCUGUGAUGCCCUAUGCCGUCGAUUGGGACCAGGACGGUGACACUGACCUGCUGGCUGGUGUUCACACCGGUGGCGUCUCGGGGGUGUUGGUCUUCAACAGAGGCUAUUGCAACUGGCACGAUUGGUGCCUUUCCCGGGGCUUCACGAAAGGUAAGACCGACACCUGUUCUUGCAUCCUGCGUUACGAUUUGAAGGAUUGCUCCGGAUGUGGCGAGGACUACUUCUCCGGGCCCCCGGAUGGCUCUUUGUCCCGGGAAUGUCUGGCGUGCCCCGGCGCGGAGGAUGGGUUCGUCUGCUCUCGGAGGGGCUACUGCCGGGAUGACGCGGCCGCACUCAGAGAAUUCCCAGAGCGCAGUCGCCUGCAGCUUUCGGCCGUGACAGGCAACGGAUCCUGUUCUUGCCACGAGCCCUUUCAGGGAGAAGGCUGUGAGAAGGGCGAAUGUCCAGCAGGACAGGAGUACCACCUGGAAGAGCUCUUCACGUGUCAGCCCUGCUUUCCCGGCUGGUUCAAGGCACAAAGCGGCAACAGCAACAGGUGUCAGAUUUGUGAUGCCGGGCACUUCGCUUGGGAUUGGGGGAGCGCCUCGUGCUCAGUGUGCCGCAGUUCGCAUUUCCGCUCUGUCGUGGAUGUCGCGCGCAUCUCCUGUGACUUCGCUACCAUAAAUGUCCCUGUGGCCAUCGGCGUCAUGCUGUGCUCCAUUCUUUUGUUCCUUCCGUUGCCCCCGAUGUUUUGCCAUGCAAUUCCAGUUUCCGACAUGCGCUUGCAGCAAGCUGGGGUCACCAUAUCAACCACCGGGAGGCAUUGGCUGCUUGCCAAUCGUCUUGCCAUGGUCUCCUUCCAAAAAACCGAAGUUCCCUGGUUGGAUCAGGGAAGCUUUGCGGUGAGGUCUCUGAGUGAGAGGCAGCUGCUGCUAUGUGACAAGCAGGGCGCCCCGAUCUUCACAGGCGCGGACACAUCCUGCGGUUCGGUGCACUUCCAGCCAUGCCAUUCCAUCCGCAUGACCGGAAUGUUCGGAGUCCCGUUCUUCUGCUGGCUGCAGAUCUUCGGCGGCUGUCUUGCAGGUGUACUCUACAUGGCCAAUGUCUGGCAGCAGAGCCCCGGGUUUUACGCCACCUACCUGGAGCUUCUCAUGAUGCUGCUGGGAGCCUUGGCGGCCCUCGCCACUCUCUGCUGGAGGAGGAGGGCCCUCAACCAGAGCGACUUGCAGCGGGACCUCCACAGCUUCGAGUGCCAGCUACAGGACCUCCGCCACAACCCCCAGGGGCAGUGCCCUCGAGGCCAAGGCCGUGCCAUCACUGCCGGGCAGCUUUGGGAUUUCUUCAUCUUCUGGCAGUCCUACAUCUGCAACCGGAACAUGUACUAUGUGGUCUCCAAUGUGGUGAAGCCUUUGACGCGACCUCGAAAGAUUUCGUAUGCAGAGCUGGCGGGAUCUUGCUGCCUGCAAUGGUUCGUAAGCCACUAUUGGGGGACGCCUUUCUGUCACUUUGUGGGCACUGUGCGGAAGCACGCCGAGACGCUCUCCGAUCCUAGCCCUGUCUCAUGGAUGCUCGCCUCCUACUGGAUUUGCUCCCUUGCAAACAACCAGUGGCGCGUGGAAGAGGAGGUCGGCAUGAGUUGGGACCAGUCCUCCUUCUACCUCGCCCUGCGCAGCGGCACCUGCCAGGGAACGGUGAUGGUCUUCGACAAUGACGCCUUGCCAUUGACAAGGUCGUGGUGUUUGUUCGAGCUUCUCCAGACCGCGGAGCUUAGCCGAAACGACUCUCGCUUCCUGGGCCUGCAGAUCUGCACGCCUUCUGGGGUCAUGAACCAUGGCCAGACAAACAUCGAGUUGGCCAUGGUGAUAAGUAAGAAGCUCGCUGACCUGAAUCUCCGGGAUGCGCAGGCAAGCUGCCUGGAGGACAAGCACAUGAUCGACCGGCUCGUCGCGGAGCGACCGGGUGGAUUCGAGCAAAUGAAUGCCUACCUUACCCAGGCCGUCAAUGCCGCCUUGCAGGCCACGGCCCUACGUUUUCAGGAGGACCUUCACCAGCUCCACGAUCGCCUGGCCUCGCGCUCCGAGGGCUUCCACCCGGAGGACGGGUCUCAGCUGCGUGAUGUUAGUCAUGACAGCUACAAGACAUGGACUGGGCUACUCGGGCGGCAGCGUGGCCCACCCGGCGAUCGCAGCGAAGUACUCCGCUAUGGGAAGCUAUUGCAGACGGACCCAUCAAAGCGUCCUCGGAUAGAUUGCCUUGACAACAGCGCUGAUUCAAGGGCAGUUUCCAACAAGACGGAAGGCUAUGAUGCAGAUGCCAACGACAAGCCCACGAAGUACAUCCCCGAAUCCCACAUCCCAGUGUUCAAGCUCUUCCUACGUGGCGACAAGCAGAAUCCCAUUGGCUUCAAGGGGCAGCGAAAUCUGAAAGGCUUCCUGACAUUCCUCCGGCAACACACGAAGCUGGACAUCCAGGAUGCUCUGCGCCUGCUCUAUACCGACUACUGCGUCGACAACUCCAUCGAGGACUUGUACAGGCGGCUGCUCUCCUCUUUGGUGGCUGCUCCCACCUUGCCACCGAACCUGCUGCGCUGGACCGAGCAGUAUUUUAUCGAUCCAGAGCGCUUUAUGCCAUCUGGCCUCGAGGAUACACUGCGCCAGUGCCUGGAUGCGGUCCCGUCUGCGCUUCUCCCAGAGGCCUUGCGACCGCUUCCGGAGGGCACCAAGGUUCGCGUCACUCGCCACGAGGCCACCUUGGACAGGACGCAGAAGAUGAUUGCCGGCGUUUUCGACCAGCGUUGUGCUCGAAAGGAGGGUAACCAUGAACAAGCUCGUCCAAGCAAGACCGUGAGUGAGAAAGCAGCCUGCGUUCUUGAGGAGCUGUUGGGCCAACUGGGUGUGGUCGUGUCUGCCGACGGCAAUGAAGUCCAGGCCCGCCAAGUGGGGAAUGAAGUAGAAGGCGUUGGGAAGAAGAGGGAGCUACAGUAUGUUGUUGGUUGGACUUCGCCGGCAUUUGAAUUCGGGGCCUCCUCCUUCUUACUCUUCAGAAGAUGCUGGGGAACACUAGGCAUCGAUUUGGGAUAG